AUGGGCUGCUGUGGCUGUUCUGGAGGCUGUGGCUCCGGCUGUGGGGGCUGUGGCUCCGGCUGUGGGGGCUGUGGCUCCGGCUGUUGUGUGCCCGUCUGCUGCUGCAAGCCCGUGUGCUGCUGUGUGCCUGUCUGCUCCUGCUCCGGCAGUGGCAAAGGGGGCUGUGGCUCUUGUGGGGGCUCCAAGGGGGGCUGUGGCUCUUGUGGAGGCUGCCAGUCCAGAUGCUGCCAGCCCGUGUGCUGCUGUGUGCCAGCCUGUUCCUGCUCCGGCGGUGGCAAAGGGGGCUGUGGCAGCUCUGGGGGCUGCAAGGGGGGCUGUGGCUCCUGUCAGUCCAGCUGCUGCCAGUCCAGCUGCUGCCAGCCCGUGUGCUGCUGUGUGCCUGUCUGUUCCUGCAAAGGGGGCUGUGGCUCCUGUGGGGGCUGCCAGUUCAGCUGUUGCACACCCAGCUGCUCUCAGUCCUGCUGCUGCCAGUCCAGCAAAGGGGGCUGUGGCUGUUCUGGGGGCUGCAAGGCGGGCUGUGGCUCUUGUGGGGGCUGCCAGUCCAGCUGCUGCCAGCCCGUGUGCUGCUGUGUGCCGGCCUGUUCCUGUUCCAGCGGUGGCUCCAGUGGGGGCUGCGAUGGCGGCUGUGGCUGCUGCCAGCCCAGCUGCUGCAAACCCUGCUGCUGUGUCCCUGUUUGCUGCCAGUGA
Molecule: messenger RNA, 687 nt
Organism: Carlito syrichta (Philippine tarsier)
Lineage: Eukaryota; Metazoa; Chordata; Mammalia; Primates; Tarsiidae
Product: keratin-associated protein 5-8-like
Exons: 1
Coding region: 1-687 (228 amino acids)
Source: RefSeq, a predicted model, not a curated record